Messenger RNA from Marasmius oreades (fairy-ring Marasmius), 3355 nucleotides. RefSeq lists its product as uncharacterized. NCBI's taxonomy places the organism in Eukaryota, Fungi, Basidiomycota, Agaricomycetes, Agaricales, Marasmiaceae. Gene Ontology annotation, cellular component: nucleus; cytoplasm. The coding region runs from base 146 to 2743 and encodes 865 amino acids. Gene Ontology annotation, molecular function: small GTPase binding; nuclear import signal receptor activity. Gene Ontology annotation, biological process: protein import into nucleus. The transcript has 15 exons. The record is from RefSeq and is a predicted model, not a curated record.
CUUGACCACCACCACCACCCAUUCCUUUUUCUUACGUCCUCCUUACCGCAACGUCCGUUCAACGUCUUUCACCGUCCAUUAUAUCGGCUCACCACUCAUCUAUUCUCCAUAAAAACGUCUACAGGACCAAUAACCUAAACAAACGAUGAAUGCAACAGACCUCCUUGCAAACACCCUGUCGUCUGAUGCUAGUACGCGUCGAGAUGCCACCGAAAAACUUGAGAUUGCCUCGCGGGAUAAUUAUGUCGAAUACAUGUUGAUGUUGUCUUCCGUGCUCGUGGAUGAUAAUUCAGUACUGCACAUUCGAAAUGCCGCCGGUCUUGCACUCAAGAAUGCAUUGACUGCACGGGAAGUCCAACGACAAAACGAAUAUACGAACAGAUGGAUCUCCAUGAAUCCUGAAGCAAAGUCCAAGAUUAAGCAAGAUGCUUUGAUGACACUCGGUUCGGUUAACCAGAAGGCUGGAACGUUCGCAUCGCAAGUAGUUGCUGCAAUUGCUGCUGUCGAGCUGCCGCAUGGAGAUUGGCAGGAUCUCAUUGAGAUACUGUUGGGCUUUGUGAACAAUCAAACCAACAACACCAACCUGAAGAUCGCUACGCUUCAAGCAAUCGGUUUUGUAUGUGAACAAAUAAAACCUGAAAUUCUUGCCUUACGAUCGAACGAAAUCUUGACGGCAGUCAUCCAUGGUGCACGCAAGGAAGAACCUUCUCAAGACGUCCAACUGGCAGCGAUUCAUGCUCUCUACAACUCUCUUGAGUUUGUUAGAGAUAACUUCGACCGAGAGGGUGAACGAAACUAUAUCAUGCAAGUUGUUUGCGAGGCGACUCAAAACCCUAACGUUAACGUACAAGUCGGAGCUUUUGAAUGUCUAGUACGAAUAAUGGACUUGUAUUAUGAUAAGAUGGCAUUGUAUAUGGAGCAAGCAUUGUUUGGUCUGACUGUCGUUGGAAUGAAACAUUCGGACGAACGUGUAGCUUUGCAAGCGGUUGAAUUCUGGUCCACUGUUUGCGAAGAGGAAGUUGAGCUGGCACUGGAAGCUCAAGAGGCACAAGACUAUGGAGAGAUGCCAGAGCGCGAAUCCAAAUACUUUGCCAAGAUUGCGCUUCCCGAAAUUGUCCCCGUUCUACUCUUGCUUCUGACAAAACAAGAGGAGGACGCUGAUGAAGACGAAUGGAACGUUUCUAUGGCUGCAGGAACAUGCUUGAACCUGCUUGCUAAUGCGGUCAACGAUGUUAUUGUUCCACAAGCGAUUCCUUUCAUUGAAGCAAAUAUCAAGUCGGAAGAUUGGCACCAGCGCGAAGCCGCGGUGAUGACAUUCGGUUCGAUUCUUGAGGGACCCGACCCCUCAGUCCUUACUCCCCUCGCCGAGCAAGCCCUGCCACUUCUGAUUAACAUGAUGGCGGACAAUAACAUGCAUGUCAAGGACACCACCGCUUGGACUCUCGGCCGAAUAUGCGAUAUGCUGAUCACCGUCAUCAAGCCAGAUGUUCAUCUACACCCACUGAUAUCUGCACUCGUCAGCGGACUGCAGGAUAACCCUCGGAUCGUUGUGAACUGCUGCUGGGCCUUGAUGAACUUAGCAGACCAGAUGGGUCUGUAUGGAGACGAAGAUGCUGAGAAUCAGCAAACCGGCGCUUUGUCUCCUUAUUACGAAGGUGUUAUUCAAGCGCUUCUCCGCGUGACAGAAAGCUCUGGGAAUGAGGCCAACUAUCGUACAGCAGCAUAUGAAGCUAUCACCUCUUGGCUCACACAUGCAAUGCAAGAUACUAUCCCCGUCGUCCAAAACACGGUUGUCACAAUUCUUCAGCGUAUGGAACAACUCCUUACGAUGCAGAGCCAAGUCAUCGGUGCCGAUGAUCACAACAAUUGGAACGAACUUCAGAGUAAUUUCUGCUCCGUCAUCAUUUGUGUCAUUCGCAAACUUGGAGCUGGAAUCCAGCCUAUGGCCGAUCGAAUAAUGACCCUUGUCCUGCAGCUCAUUCAGACGGCGGGCAAGACCUCCACAGUGCUCGAAGAUGGUUUUCUUCUUGUUGGAUCUUUAGCAUCUGCCCUGGAAGCUAAUUUUACGCCUUACAUCUCUGCAUUCCUUCCUUUCCUCUACCCAGCUCUUAAGGCUCACGAGGAUACACAACUUUGUACCGUUGCCGUCGGCAUCAUUGGGGAUAUAUCCCGUGCUCUUGGUGAACAGAGCUAUCAAUACUCAGGACAUUUUAUGACCGUGCUUCUGGAGAACUUACAGAGUGAAGUUCUUAACCGAAAUGUCAAGAUAGUUGUUCUGUCUUGUUUCGGCGACAUUGCGCUUGCUAUUGGACCCGGCUUCGAGCCUUACCUGGACAUGACCAUGACUGUGCUGAGACAGGCUGGAGCGGUCGAACCGAAUCCUCUCGAUUAUGACCUUGUCGACUAUGUUGCCCAAUUACGUGAGGGCAUACUCGAAGCCUAUACCGGUAUCGUCACUGGCUUCAAGAAGUCCGAGAAAGUCGCGUUACUCGUUCCUUAUGCUCAAAGCAUUUUGGAAUUGAUCCAGCGUUGUCUUGCGGAUGAAGAACGUUCAGACUCGUUAGCUAAACUCUGCUACGGUCUGCUUGGUGAUUUAGCGGACACAUACCCGGAUGGCCGAAUCAAGCAACUCUUACUUCAGAACUGGGUCGCGUCGGAGCUCAAAUCUCGCGUACGCAUGUCUGCGGAUGCUAAGAAGACGAUGCGGUGGGCCCGAGAGAUGGUCAAACAAGCCACCCAGUAAUCAGUUUAGUUCAUUCUUCUUCUAAUUUCUACCUAGUGCACUCUUCCGAUUUUUCUUAGUUUCCGCGUGCAUGCAAUAUAUCGCGUUUCUCUUAUUUUAUCACCACUCGCCAUCUCACGGAGGCACCACACCAUUUGCAUGUAAAUAGAAGGCGGCACAUCCCAUUCUUGUGUUUAUAUCUGUCUCGUUAGCCGACCUAUCCUCACGACUUUAAUGCACACUUUUGCUUUCUUCAGGUCUUUGCGGUUCUCAUAGCACUCAAUACUCCAUCCUGUAUCCUUUAUUUUGCCAAUUGUUAUAUUGAAAUCUCCUUUUCAUCCUCCAUUCUCAUCGUCCAUGACUCGUUGAUUCAUUAUGACCAGGGCCCUCUUCGUUCCUCGUCCUUGGUUAACGACGAUGGAACUCAUGUGUUGUAGCAUUUGUAGCAUACGUAGACUUUUUCAAUUCUUUUUUGCAUUGCAUUUCGAUUCAUUGAUGCUCCCACCCACCGUAGUUACCCAGUAUUUAUAAGGACAGUCGAUCAAGUUAUGGUGACUUCAGGAUAUUCCCACUCAUCUUCUCCACAACAAACAGUGGUACAAAAACACAAAAACACAUUCCAACAUUUCUACC